AAUAUACCCCAACCAUCUAUUACUUAUACUACUAGAACACCACAUCUCAAAUAUACCUCAACCAUUCAACCAUCUAUUACUUAUACUACUAGAACACCACAUCUCAAAUAUACCUCAACCAUUCAACCAUCUAUUACUUAUACUACUAGAACAUCACAUCUCAAAUAUACCUCAACCAUUCAACCAUCUAUUACUUAUACUACUAGAACAUCACAUCUCAAAUAUACCUCAACCAUUCAAUCAUAUAUUACUUAUACUACUAGAACACCACAUCUCAAAUAUACCUCAACCAUUCAACCAUCUAUUACUUAUACUACUAGAACACCACAUCUCAAAUAUACCUCAACCAUUCAAUCAUAUAUUACUUAUACUACUAGAACACCACAUCUCAAAUAUACCUCAACCAUUCAACCAUCUAUUACUUAUACUACUAGAACACCACAUCUCAAAUAUACCUCAACCAUUCAACCAUCUAUUACUUAUACUACUAGAACACCACAUCUCAAAUAUACCCCAACCAUCUAUUACUUA
Lottia gigantea (owl limpet) is the source of this 531-nucleotide messenger RNA. RefSeq lists its product as hypothetical. The annotation marks the transcript as partial. The transcript has a single exon. NCBI's taxonomy places the organism in Eukaryota, Metazoa, Mollusca, Gastropoda, Lottiidae. The record is from RefSeq and is a predicted model, not a curated record.